AUGGAAGGAGAUCCACCAGGAGUGCUACCCAUUAGUGUCCAGCCAACUGACGAAAGAUUGGGACUGGACACUGCUCCAGAAGAAAUGAUGGAGAUUGAAGGAGAUACACCAGAAGUACAACCCAUUAGUGUCCAACCCACUGACGAAAGAUUGGGACUGGACACUGCUCCAGAAGAAAUGAUGGAGAUUGAAGGAGAUACACCAGAAGUACAACCCAUUAGUGUCCAACCCACUGACGAAAGAUUGGGACUGGACACUGCUCCAGAAGAAAUGAUGGAGAUUGAUGGAGAUACACAAGAAGUGCUACCCAUUAGUGUCCAACCCACUGACGAAAGAUUGGGACUGGACACUGCUCCAGAAGAAAUGAUGGAGAUUGAAAUAGAUACACCAGAAGUGCUUCCCAUGGGUGUUCAACCCACUGAUGAAAUAUUGGAACUGGACACUGAUCCAGAAACCCCGGGGUCAGACAGACCUGAUGAAGAAAUGAUGGAGAUUGAAGGAGAUACACCAGAAGUACAACCCAUUAGUGUCCAACCCACUGACGAAAGAUUGGGACUGGACACUGCUCCAGAAGAAAUGAUGGAGAUUGAAGGAGAUACACCAGAAGUACAACCCAUUAGUGUCCAACCCACUGACGAAAGAUUGGGACUGGACACUGCUCCAGAAGAAAUGAUGGAGAUUGAUGGAGAUACACAAGAAGUGCUACCCAUUAGUGUCCAACCCACUGACGAAAGAUUGGGACUGGACACUGCUCCAGAAGAAAUGAUGGAGAUUGAUGGAGAUACACAAGAAGUGCUACCCAUUAGUGUCCAACCCACUGACGAAAGAUUGGGACUGGACACUGCUCCAGAAGAAAUGAUGGAGACUGAUGGAGAUACACAAGAAGUGCUACCCAUUAGUGUCCAACCCACUGACGAAAGAUUGGGACUGGACACUGCUCCAGAAGAAAUGAUGGAGACUGAAGGAGAUACACCAGAAGUACAACCCAUUAGUGUCCAACCCACUGACGAAAGAUUGGGACUGGACACUGCUCCAGAAGAAAUGAUGGAGAUUGAUGGAGAUACACAAGAAGUGCUACCCAUUAGUGUCCAACCCACUGACGAAAGAUUGGGACUGGACACUGCUCCAGAAGAAAUGAUGGAGACUGAUGGAGAUACACAAGAAGUGCUACCCAUUAGUGUCCAACCCACUGACGAAAGAUUGGGACUGGACACUGCUCCAGAAGAAAUGAUGGAGACUGAAGGAGAUACACCAGAAGUACAACCCAUUAGUGUCCAACCCACUGACGAAAGAUUGGGACUGGACACUGCUCCAGAAGAAAUGAUGGAGAUUGAUGGAGAUACACAAGAAGUGCUACCCAUUAGUGUCCAACCCACUGACGAAAGAUUGGGACUGGACACUGCUCCAGAAGAAAUGAUGGAGACUGAAGGAGAUACACCAGAAGUACUACCCAUGGGUGUCGAACCAACCGAUGAGAGAUUGGGACUGGACACUGCUCCAGAAAUUCCAGGGUCGGACAGACCGGAUGAAGAAAUGAUGGAGAUUGGAUAA
This is a messenger RNA of Strongylocentrotus purpuratus (purple sea urchin), 1551 nucleotides long. RefSeq names its product protein P200-like. NCBI's taxonomy places the organism in Eukaryota, Metazoa, Echinodermata, Echinoidea, Camarodonta, Strongylocentrotidae. The record is from RefSeq and is a predicted model, not a curated record. Bases 1 to 1551 code for a protein of 516 amino acids. The transcript is spliced from 17 exons.